GCUUGGCUGCCUAGCCACCAGCCGCCGCGGGUCUACUUGUGCUUGCAAGGGCUAGACUAGACCCGUUGCACUGCGUGCUGUAACGGUUAUCCAUCCUAAUCUAUUGAGUGUCACCGGAGACAAUGCCGCAGCCUCGACGCCAUCGAUGCGGCACGCUACUCCUUCUGCUGGCCGGCAGCAGCACAGCUGCAGCAUCCGAAACUCUCCGCGGCACGCUGCUCGUAAGCCAUCAGGCCUUCGUCGAGCGCCUCUACAUUUCCAGGAGGUACGAGCGCUGGUUCGGCGGCGUCGCCUACCUCGUGCUGCCGGGCACGGCGGGCCGGCGGCGCUCGCACGAAGCGACGGGCGCGACGGCGACCGUGCCCUCGCAGGACGCCUGCGACCGGUAUGGGGUCGCCUGCUUCUUGGCCCGCCGCGGCGCCGGCCGGGACCCCUACGUCGCGGCCUACGCGCAGCUCUUCGGGCAGCUCGCGACGUUUUCGAGGCGCGACGAGCCGCCGCCGUGGCUGCGGCCCCACUGGCGCGGGACGGGGGGCGUCACCGGCGCGGUCGUGGCGCACCUAGAUUUCUGGCUGGACCCGCCGUCGUUCGCGCACCGCGUCGACGCCUGUGUGGAAUCAAAUUUACGGCGCGUUCGCGGCCACGUCAUCGCCGAGAAACGACUUUGUGAAGUCCACCCGACACACUGGUUGAUUUCCACACAGGUCGACGCGGGCGCGUUGGAUCUCAAGCGGCCGUGGACGCUCGCGGCGGGUUUGAAUCGCCCGCCCGACGACGCCGUCCGCGAGUUCCGGGUCUUCGGGCGGUACUGCCUGGGCGGCGAGGCGCUCGACGUCGAUAGAGAAUGGACGUGGGGCCACGACGCGAAGGACCAGGCGCGCCGCGCGUGGGCCGCGAGCGCGCCGACACGUGCGAAGGAGCCCGAGGCCUGCGCCGCCUGGGCCGACCUCUUCUACCUGCCGUCUCCCAUCUUCGCGGACUUUGCGCAACUCUGCGGGACGCAGUUUAAAUUCCACCACGAGGUGAGCGUGCCGACGGCGCUGCGCUUCCUCGAAGUGGAAGGCCGGGCGCCCGCGCCGCAGUUCUUGGAUUGCUGGGGCUGCUCGCAGGCCUGGGCCAAGGACCCCGCCGUCAUCGACCAGCACGCGUGCGGCCACCGCCUCGACCUCGGCCAGCGCCACGUGCGCGACGCCUUCCGCCACCGGCUCGACCGGCGGCCCUUCGCGCGCGACGCCGUGCUCGAGAGCCAGAUUUAUGAAUUGGACGCGGAGCAGGGCGGCGCCUGGGACGGCAAAUCGCUAUACUGGGAGACGGAGCGCAAUCUAGAUAGGUGGACGAACGGCUGCUGCCGGCUGCCCUCCGCGAACCAGACGGCCUGCGGCUGCGUCGGGCGCGACCCGCCGCGGACGGACGCGGCCGCGGCCGUGCCCUGCCACGGGGCCUACGUCCCGUCGACGGUCGUCGGGUGACGGCGUCCAUGUAUGUGUUGUUACUAAGAAUCUUAAAA
This is a messenger RNA of Pelagomonas calceolata, 1507 nucleotides long. NCBI's taxonomy places the organism in Eukaryota, Pelagophyceae, Pelagomonadales, Pelagomonadaceae. The record is from the annotation of a GenBank genome assembly.